AGCCUGUACAAGUUGGUUACCUGAUCCUCUGCUGUACCUGAGCCUCAUUGUUGCAGCUUUUAAUAACUGAAUAUCCAGACGACCUUUAAAGGUGCCUUUGAGGAAAGAACUGACAAGAGUCAGUAUUUCCAGCUCAAAAUGGGCAACAAGCAAACCAUUUUCACUCAAGAGCAACUGGAUGCAUAUCAGGACUGCACAUUUUUCACAAGGAAAGAAAUUCUGAGGCUGUUUCACAGGUACCGAGACCUGGCCCCGCAGCUCGUUCCCCUUGACUACUCUGCCAAACCAGCCGUGACACUCCCCUACGAGCUCAUCAGCAGCAUGCCAGAGCUCAAGGACAACCCAUUCCGGCAGCGCAUAGCUGAGGUGUUCUCCGAGCACGGCGACGGCAACAUGACUUUGGAUGAUUUCCUGGACAUGUUUUCUGUGCUAAGUGAAAUGGCUCCCCGAGACUUGAAGGCUUAUUAUGCUUUUAAAAUUUAUGACUUCAACAACGAUGAUUACAUAUGCAAAUCAGACCUAGCGAAAACUGUUAACAAAUUAACCCGGAAUGAGCUGACCCCAGAAGAAGUCAGCCUGGUGUGUGAGAAGGUGAUUUAUGAGGCUGAUGUGGACAACGAUGGCAAGCUGUCCUUGGCAGACUUUCAGCAUAUGAUUGUACGAGCUCCAGAUUUCCUCAGCACCUUUCAUAUUCGAAUCUGAAUGUAGUCAACCUCGGGGAUGGGAGAGCUUCUGGGACUUUCAACAACCAUUACUUCACUUGAAAUUAUCAGCCAUGAGAGGGGCAGAGGACAACUUCUGGUAACUGAACCACUCCGAGGUUCACUGAACCACUAUCUUUAAUUUUUCUCUUUAAAAGGAACAAUUCAUUAAUUUCUUCAUCAGGAUUUCACUGUAAUUUAGCAAAAUGUCUACUCCCCACCCUCAGCUAGAGCAAACCUGACCUGGACAGUCAGAAGGGAAGUAUUUUUCUUAAAGUUUAGAUACCACCAGGAAGUAAAGAAACUUGUAUCAAACUAUAACCUCUAAAAAUUCACCCAAAAAUGCCUUAACCAGUGAAAAAAUCCCUUUAGUUUCAAAAGCAUCAGUAACUCCUGAUAAUUUAUGGUCUUAAUAAAUGGUCCAACGAAUCAGUUCCUGAAGUAUUCUCCCACAGUUCAAGAUUUACAAUGACAAAGUCAGCAGUUUAGACAAAAGUCUAGCCCAGGUCCUGUCCUUCUUGUCCAUUUUCAGAAAUCCCCUAUUUUCCACACCCACCAAGGUCCCUACACACAAAUGAUGAAUAAGACUAAAAACUUGAGUUUGUAAAAUUCUCUUUUCAUAAGAAGUUUAUUUAUGCAGUGCUUAGGGUCCUGUACAAGAGAGUAAAAACAGACAUACUGUAAUAAACAACAGUUUUGUUUUAAUACAAACAUGAAAAUCAAUGAGAAGUGUUUAAGAAAGCAGUUGUAAUGUGGGAAGGGUGGCAGCCAAAAGUGAUCAUUGGAAAAAUACAAUUUACAUUAAUUUUUACAAAUUUUGGGAUGUGUUAAAUUCCCUUCAAACAAAGUCCUAAGUUCCAACUCACACUCAACGUAGAGCAGAUGAUUCCUGCAGAAAGGCUGGAGAGACCAGAUAACCAGCCAGUUAAUUACCUUUAUUAACCACAGAAACUCUGGGGAUCAGUAAGGAUGGGAAUAAGGCAGCCUGGAACACUCAGACUGCAGUUCCACUCACAUUCCUUUGAACAGAUCUUUAGUUGAGCUAGAAAUGAAGACACAUGUUAGUUAUCAUUCUUCCCCAUCCUCACACAGCUGUUUGUGCAAUCCCCUGGCAAGUCCAAGAGAAGAAGAAAUCAUGGCAGUUUUGAGCAUGAUCAUCAGCCAAACACACCACCACAAAAACCCCUCAGCAAUCAUCAGGGAGAUGAUCAGCAUCUCACAGCAAAGGAGAAACCAAAGAAUUUGCAGCAGCAGUAAAGAGACUUACAAUAAUCCAUAGGAUUUAUAAAUCUGAGGCUGGAAGUCUGAAGCUGGCAGAAGGUUCUGAUGGCAGGAAACAUGAGCUGUGCCUGUCAGCACAGGACAGAGAUAACACAGGUGUUAAAUAAGUGUUAAAAGCAGCUCCACCAUUUAUUGACAGGCUGACUGACAGGUCUCUGACCACUAUGCAAUGUUCUGCAACCAGCCUCAAAAAUAAGGUCAACCACAGAAUUCCAUGAUACUCAUUGAAAUAAGGGAAUUUGAGGACAUGCUCAAAAAUGGGUUUGUUUCUCUACAAAACAAAUGUUAAUCAAUUACUUGACAUUUUAGUGGUAUUCAGACACUGAGAAUGUGUAGUAAGCACAGUUAGUUUUGCAGACCUACUUCAAUUCCUCAGUUUUACAGGUUUUGUACCCAAUUUGUGAUUUUUUUCCUCCUUAGUUAAAGAAAGCUUAGACACAAGUAGAUUAAGUAUGUAUUUACAGAGUACCUCUCUGACAAUUGCAUUUUCCAUUACAUUCACACUUAAUAAACACAGUAAUUGAAUGAUGUGAUGGAAACACACUGUACUUCUAGAUUUGAUGCCUGUGUUUGGUGCCACACAGCUAAGCCCAUGUGCAGUGCAGUGUCUUUAACCUUUUCCUCUCUUACACUUGCAUUUUAGGUUUCCUGUUGCUUACACAGAUUUAAUGUCUGUGUACAGAAGUACAGUGAUGGCUGUAGUCACAGUAACUGCAUGAGACUUCCUGAGAUCAAGCAAUAAUGUUGUUGUUCACAAACCCAACCAUUUCAAAAGAAAUAAUGUCAUAAUUAGGUACAUAAACACAUGCAACAACCAGCAUAAGUUUAAACAGAAGGUAUUCACAUACAAAGAAUUCUGAAUGCAAGAGUAACUUCAGGUUUAGAAAAUGAGUGAAAAAUCACAAUACCAUCCUUCAGGUUUUACCCAUGUGUAAAUGAAUAUGGUUUGUUUUCCCAGCUUGGGAUGAGUUAUUGAUACAGUCCACAGGCAAGAACCAGCAUCAUGGCAGAGCCAUGGAAUCAAGUCAGAUAAACACCAAUUUUUCCAGUCACUCUGAAAAAUAAAUCAGGCUCAGCAUCUGGCUGUAUAAAGCACAAUGCAGAUGCAAGACAAUCCACAGUUAUGACUAAGCCAGAAGCAAAUUGUUACAGAGUUAUGUAGGAAAUUCAGCCUGUCUUAUCACCACCCCAGUUGUGCCUCAAUCAUUACUUGAAACACACAAAAAAAUCUUUAAAAAACAUCCUUAGCUCAAGACAGAGGUGCUGCUUGUCCAGUCUACAGGUCUGUGUUACCUACACUCUGUCUAGAAGCCUCCUCAGUAACUUAGCAUGGUUUUAUCCUACAAUUACAUCUAUGUAUAAAUCCCCUACAGGGCAUGUUCAUCAAGUCCUCAUGCUAAAAAAGCCACAAGUAAACAAAGAACCAAACCAUCAUAAGGUUUUGGUUAGAGGAAAGCUUUAAUCAGGACAGAGAUCAUCUAAAUGCAUCUAAAAUGCAUUUCUAUAAACCAGCAACUUACAGAGUGAAAUCUUUUUCCAUUUUGGAACAGGCAGUAUUCCUGUUGGGCCCAAUUGCAUGCUGCAGAUUUAUACAGUUUAAUUGUGAAUGCAACAGAUAUUUAACCACAGCAACACUUAUUAGCACUACUCUGAGGCCCAGAGUUCAAUACCACAAACUCAAAAGAAAACCAAACUGGUGAGUAAAUUCCACAACUUCAAAAUCAACUUGGAUUUUACCCUUAAGUGCAGUUGUCAAUGUAAACAAAGGCAGUUCCAGUUCCAGGGAGCUGCAGGACACAGCUGGUGUGUUCCCUGGUCAGGCACACAUCCCUGCAGGCCCUGGCACAGUGAUGCCCCUGCUGCCUCCUCCUGUCAGUGCAACCCAGAGCCAGCCCUGCAGCCCCUGCAGCAGCUGUGUUGGCUCUGGCCUUGCACACACAGCAAUGUCCUGGCCUGGCUCUGUGGGACGGUGACACCGCCUGUUCUGGGAGGGCUGGCUGUGCUCUGGCAGAGGCUGUGAGCACAAUGAUGCUGCAGUGACCAACACCAGCACAAGAGAGCCUCACUCACAAAGUGUGCUGGUGUGCAACAUUGAUUUGCAAAUGUGAGCAGGUGUGCAUGGGAACACAGGACUGGCAGCAGUGCAAGACGUUUCUUUGUCAUGAUUUAAAACUGCCAUGAUAGGUCUGGAGUCAUUCCCAGCUGCAGAGUGGUAAAGCCACCCAUUGUAAGGUGCCAGGUUUUGUGUAAGUGUCCCUGCCUGACUCUGGUUCUCCAAGAA
Molecule: messenger RNA, 4263 nt
Organism: Zonotrichia albicollis (white-throated sparrow)
Lineage: Eukaryota; Metazoa; Chordata; Aves; Passeriformes; Passerellidae
Gene: CIB3
Product: calcium and integrin binding family member 3
Biological process (GO): calcium ion homeostasis
Molecular function (GO): magnesium ion binding; calcium ion binding
Source: RefSeq, a predicted model, not a curated record